AUGAAGUUGUUUUUGAUAGCUUUACUCAUAUUAACAUUGGCAAUGGCUUAUAGCCCAAUUAAUAAAGAAAUCGUAGAGGAAAUAAAGAGGAAGACUGACCUCUGGACUCCUGUAGAACCAGAAGACAAUGUCUUCAGAGAUCGUGAUGAGGAUGAAAUCUCUUCCUUCUUAGGAACUAAGAUUGAAGAUGAAAAGAAAUCAGACUCCUCUGAUAAAGAUAUGGGGAUGAAAGAAGAUGAUGAUUUUAAUGAUCAUCAUGGGUCUCUCCCAACCCAUUUCGAUGCAAGAACAGAGUGGGGAGAUAUCUGACAAUUUCGUAUUAAUGACCAAGGCAAAUGUGGAUCAUGCUGGGCUUUUGGAGCUGUUGAAAUCUUGGAAGAUAGAAUUUGUAUUAAGUCUAAAGGAAACUUCACUAAAAAUCUUUCAGAGCAACAUUUGGUAUCCUGUAUAUGGGGAAAGAAAGGAUGUAUUGGUGGAAAUCCAGUAACGGCUUUUGGAUAUCUCAUGUUCAGAGGAAUUCCCACUGAAGAAUGCAAGCCUUACUACUCUGGAGAAACUAAAGAUCCAGGGAAGUGCUCAAACGACUGCCUAGAUCCUGAUAUGGAUAAUAAGAAAUACAAAUGCAAAUCACCAUGGACUGGCUUUAGGAGCAAGACUAUUAAGAAAGAGAUUAAGAAGAACGGACCUGUGAUGACGGUUAUGCUUGUAUAUGAAGAUUUAAUGAACUAUGGGAAAGGAAUCUAUCAUCAUGUCGCAGGGAGGCCAAUGGGAGGACAUGCAGUAAAAAUAAUCGGAUGGGGAAAGCAAGAUGAUCAUAAAUAUUGGAUCGCCGCGAAUUCAUGGAGCGAGGAGUGGGGAGAAAAUGGGUAUUUCCGUAUCAAAGAAGGAGACUCUUUUGCCGGAAAGGCUGCAUUUGCUUGCAAGCCUUACAAAUACUAAAUAUCAUAUUCUAAUUCAUCGAAUAUGUGCCAAAA
This is a messenger RNA of Moneuplotes crassus, 974 nucleotides long. NCBI's taxonomy places the organism in Eukaryota, Ciliophora, Spirotrichea, Euplotida, Euplotidae. The record is from the annotation of a GenBank genome assembly.